Phanerochaete carnosa HHB-10118-sp is the source of this 1056-nucleotide messenger RNA. RefSeq lists its product as uncharacterized. The transcript has a single exon. Bases 1 to 1056 code for a protein of 351 amino acids. The record is from RefSeq and is a predicted model, not a curated record. NCBI's taxonomy places the organism in Eukaryota, Fungi, Basidiomycota, Agaricomycetes, Polyporales, Phanerochaetaceae.
AUGUCGACGCUAGGGAUUACGAGGCAGCUUUCAUCGAAUUUGCCAGAGCUGCCACCAUUGUGCUCGAGAAGCUGCCAACGCACAGCGAGUAUCAUGUUCUGCUUAACGCAGACCAGCGAGCGAACUUGGGCAUGGUUAGUAUCUUAUUUCUAUCACAUCUUUAGCUGUCGUUGGUGCGCGGCAUAUGCUUCUGCCUGUUGGCUGAGAGCGAGUCUGCAGCAUGCUGAUCGAUCUCGACAUGUACAGAAUGGACAGGAUAUCUUGGACAGUCUCAGCAAGCUUAAGCCGAUUCUUGUCGAGCGAUAUGAGAAAUGGAGGGCCUACCACGAAGCAAACGGCAGCUCGUCGCAGCCAGACCCAAACGUAAUCGCCCAAGAAGAAGCGGCUCGGCGCAAGCGAGAAGAACUCCUACGCGCUCAGGAAGAGCGCACGCGACAGGCUCUCGAAGCUGCACGUAUUGAAGACGAUUGGCGACGCACGGAUGAACAGCAGAAGAGGGUGCACGAAGAGACGGAGUGGGCUAGACGGACAAAGGAAGUUCGUCCGAGGGACACUUCAGAGGCGCAGCGGGCUGCCGAGGCCAGGGAGGCCGCGCAGCAAGAACGUAUAGCGAGGCUUCGAGCAGAUGACGAAGAAGAGAGGACGCGGAGACGUAUAGAAGAACGGAGGCGACACGAGCAGGAAGGGAUCUUUCGACGUCAACAAGAAGCUGAAACUGCCGCUCGCGAGGUUCGACGGCAGGUCGCUAGCACUUCAAACGGCUCGGGACAGUCUGGCGUUGACGCAGAUGUGUACUAUCGUCGGUCGCAGGAACCGGAGACACCUACUCGCCGGGAUCGAUCGUAUGCUGCUUCUCCUUAUCCUUCGCGUCCACCAAGCUCGUCGCAGCAGCGAGCCCCCAACGAUUCGCAUGGUUCUCUGCUGUCAAGAAUGCCCGUAGAGAGCCCGGUACCAUACUCGGACGAUGCCAGUGCAGAGAGUAGGGGCACAGCAUGGAAUGAUCCCCGACAAUCUUACCAGAUGCUAGCUAAACCAAAUCAUGCAAAUGCGGGGUAA